Molecule: messenger RNA, 867 nt
Organism: Aspergillus nidulans FGSC A4
Lineage: Eukaryota; Fungi; Ascomycota; Eurotiomycetes; Eurotiales; Aspergillaceae
Product: pirin family protein
Exons: 1
Coding region: 1-867 (288 amino acids)
Source: RefSeq, a predicted model, not a curated record
AUGAGCAAGCCCCUUACACACGCCAAAAUCAUCGCCCGCCGCUCCGCAGACCGCGGCUACGCCGAACAUGGCGGCUGGCUGAAAACCUACCACACAUUCUCUUUCGCGUCGUACUAUGACCACCGCUUCACAAACUUUGGCAGUCUGCGAGUGCUGAAUGAAGACCGCGUUGCCGCGAGGAAUGGCUUUCCGACACACCCGCACCGCGAUGCUGAGAUCUUCAGCUACAUCCUCUCCGGCGAGCUGACGCACCGCGACAGUAUGGUCCGGAAGGGCGCCGAGGGAGCGCAGGGAAAGGAUUUCUACCGUAUGAAGAGGGGAGACGUGCAGUUCACCACUGGCGGAACGGGGAUUGCUCAUUCUGAGCAGAAUGAGAGUUCGAAGCCCGUGCACUUUUUGCAGAUUUGGGCGCUGCCGUGGAAGUAUGGGCUCAAGCCGAACUAUCACACGAAGACGUUCGAUGAGGGUGCUAAAAGGAAGGAGUUUGUCCCAAUUCUCUCGCCGCUCAAGGCGGGUGUUGAGGCGACGCCGAAGGAAGAGGAGGAAGCUGUUCCUGCUAUCCCGGAGACAAUCCCGAUCCAUGCGGAUUUUGUCAUGGGGGCGGGAAUUGUUGCGCCUAACGGGCGGUUUGAGUGGAUUGUUGGGUCGAAGGACGGAGUGGUGCAGAAGAAGAAGAAGAGGAAUGUUUAUGUGCAUUUGCCGAUGACCAAAGGGGGUAAGGCGAAGAUCAGACUGGACUCGAGGGACGAUGCGCUGCUUGAAGAGGGUGACGGAGCGUUCAUUACUGGUGUUAAUGCGGGUGAUAUACUUGGAGUUGAGAGUGUGGGAGAAGUAGAGGCGGAGGUUAUUGUCUUGGAUAGUGACUAG